Messenger RNA from Pogoniulus pusillus (Red-fronted tinkerbird), 2946 nucleotides. Its product is annotated as antigen WC1.1-like. The transcript is spliced from 13 exons. The annotation marks the transcript as partial. Gene Ontology annotation, cellular component: plasma membrane. NCBI's taxonomy places the organism in Eukaryota, Metazoa, Chordata, Aves, Piciformes, Lybiidae. Gene Ontology annotation, molecular function: serine-type endopeptidase activity. Gene Ontology annotation, biological process: zymogen activation. The record is from RefSeq and is a predicted model, not a curated record.
AUGGUGCCCAUCGGGGUGCUGGGGCUGCUCCUGUGUGUGCAGCUCUGUGGAGGCACUGGAGAGCUGCGGCUGGUGAACGGCGGCGGGCGCUGCGCUGGCAGGGUGGAGGUGAAGCACGAUGGGGAGUGGGGCUCCGUCUGCAGCUACGACUUCGACUGGGAUGCCCGCUGGGGCAGCGUGGUGUGCCAGCAGCUGGGCUGCGGGCCCGUGCUCCGGUCAUCCCCGUAUGCCCCAUUCGGACAAGGCACUGGCAGGAUUUGGCUCCAGCCGUUCUUCUGCCGCGGCAGCGAGGAGGUACUGGAGGAAUGUCCCCAUUUUGGCUGGGGACACCACUUCUGUGGCCAUGAGCUGGAUGUGGGUGUGACCUGUGCAGAUGCGGUGGAGCUGAGGCUGGCAGCUGGCACAGGUCCCUGUGCCGGGAGGGUGGAGGUGAAGCUGCGGGGACGCUGGGGCUCGGUAGCAGAUCCCAACUGGGACAUGAGGGAAGCCGAGGUGGUGUGCCAGCAGCUGGGUUGUGGCUCAGCCACCGGUGCCUAUGCUGCUGCUGCCCGCUUUGGCAAAGGGGAUGGUGCCGUCAACCUGGUUCUGGUCACCUGCAAUGGGCAUGAGACUGCCCUCUGGGACUGUGAGAUCCGUGGCUGGGGACCCUACAGCGGCAUCCACGACUUUGACACCGCCGUCGUCUGCCAAGGGUUUGCCCGUCUGGUUGGUGGUGACGGUGGCUGCGCCGGGCGGCUGGAGGUGCGUCGAGGCCAAGCUUGGGCUGGUGUCUGUGAGGACCAGGUGGACAUGAAGGCCGCGCAGGUGGCGUGCUGGGAGCUGGGCUGUGGUGUGGCACUGGCUGUCACCGGCACCGGUCGGCUUGAGGCUGGAAUGGAGCUGUUUUGGGAGGGGGGGUUUGAGUGCACUGGCACCGAGCCCCUCCUUGCCAACUGUGCCCGGCGGCCAGCUGGCAAACAGAGCUGCACUGGCCAUGCCAUCAUCGUCUGCUCCUCUUACACUGGUUUCCGGCUGGUGGGCAACACCUCGAGCUGCAUCGGGCGGGUGGAAGCAGAGGUGGGGGGGACGUGGGGGUCUGUCUGUGCCGCUGGCUGGGACCUGCCCGCUGCCCACGUCCUCUGCCACCACCUGGGCUGUGGCUCUGCCGUCGCCGUGCCGGCGGGAGGCUCCUUUGACGAGGGGAAUGGGCAGAUGUGGAGAGAUACCUUCCGCUGCUACGGGAGCGAGCGGCACCCAGGCGAGUGCUCCGUGACCGUGCUGGGGGAGCCCACCUGUGCCGCUGGCCACGCUGCCACUGUCAACUGUUCAGGUGACGCCAAGUCCCUGCGGCUGGUCGAUGGGCAGAGCUGGUGUGAUGGGCGGCUGGAGGUUGCCACAAGCCCCUCGAAUUGGACUCGUGUGCCAGCAGGGCUGUGGGAUGCCCGUGGUGCCAGCGUGGUGUGCAGGCAGUUGGACUGUGGUGUGCCAGAGAAGGUCUACGCUGUGCCACGCUUGGGCAAGGUGGGGCUGCGGGGGCUGUGGUGUGAUGGCACCGAGGAGAACCUGACCCUGUGCAAUGUCUCGGGAACGGCCACGGUGCCAACCAGCAGCCCUGAGGAGGUAGCCAUUGUCUGCUCGGGCAGCCGACGGGUGAGGCUGGCAGCUGGUCCUGGUCGCUGUGCUGGGAGAGUGGAGGUCUACGUCAACGGCACGUGGGGCACCAUCUGCCAGGACAACUGGGAUGUGCUGGGUGCCACCGUUGUGUGCCGCCAGCUGGGCUGCGGGACGGCGCUGGCGGCACCCAGCCCAGCUCGCUUCGGCCCUGGAACGGGGCCGCUGUGGCUGGGUGCCGGUGGCUGUGCCGGCACCGAGCUGUCGCUCUGGGACUGCCCAGCUUUGGCACGCCGAGGCUGCCGGCGCGGCGGUGGGGCGGCUGCCAUCUGCUCGGAGCAGCUCUUCCUGCGGCUGGUGGGCAGCCGCUGCAAGGGGCACCUGGAAGUGUUCCACAACGGCACCUGGGGCCGUGUGUGUGCUAACGGCACCAGCCCUGCCACGGCCACCACCGUUUGCCAGCACCUCGGUUGCGGGGACAGCGGGAAGCUGGCAGCGGCCCCCACCCUGGACCCAGCCCCAGCCUGGCUGGCCUGGGUGGGCUGUGAGCAGGGGACCCGCUCACUCUGGCGAUGUCCCUCGGCACCCUGGCACCUGCAGCACUGCAGAACCGAUGGCGAUGCCCAUGUCACUUGUGACCAGGACAGUGACGACACGAGUGAGAUGCCCACCCCAUCUCCAGGUAGCUCUACUCGUGCUGGAGCCCCCCAGUGGCAGGCUGGCGCGGGUGUUCCCAGCAGCACCUUGCCGGUGGCUGUGGUCCUGGGAAUGCUGCUGUGCCUGGCGCUGGGUGCCCUGGCUGUGCAGAGGUGCCGUGCCAAGGCUUGGGGCCAAGGUAGAACCAGAGAUGCCAUCUCAGAAGCCAUCUACGAGGAGCUGGACUACACCCUGACACCAGAUUACGAGGAGGUGCCCAGUUGCUCAGGCUCCUUGACAGAGGGAUCCAGGGCAAAGCUGCCAUAUGACACUGGGGACAGCGCGGAGGAGGAGUCUGACAUCAUGGCAGCCCCAGGCAGGGACACUGGGGACAGCACGGACGAGGAAAGUGACUCCGCGGCAGCCCCAGACUCCCCUGCCCAGCAUGGACUCCCAGAUGGCUACGAUGAUGCCAUGGUGGACAACGCUGGGCACAGCUCUGAGGAGGUGGCACAGAGGAGCUGGGACUGUGGUCCAUCCACAGGUGGGAGCUGCCCGCUCCCGGGUCCCGCUGGAGCCCCAGUGGACGCUCCAGGGUACUCCCCAGUGGAUGCUCCAGAGCACCCCCCAGUGGACGCUCCAGAGUACUCCUCAGUGGACGCUCCAGAGCACCCCCCAGUGGACGCUCCAGAGUACUCCUCAGUGGACGCUCCAGAGUAC